GUAGUGGGCGGGCAGAAGCCGCGCUACUCUCGCGAGUCCAAGCGGUGAACAGCGGGGCAGCCCUGUGCAGUGUGGAGGUCGUUGGAGUCACUUGUUAUCGGCCAGUUCCUGCACCUGCGGGUCCGCUCCCUGCCCGCUCUAGCCAUGCUGUCUGUGUUCGCCCGGCCCGCCUGCGCCGCUCUCCGCCGCGGCUUCAGCACCUCAACGCAGAACAAUGCUAAAGUAGCUGUACUCGGAGCUUCUGGAGGAAUCGGGCAGCCCCUGUCACUCCUGCUGAAGAACAGCCCCUUAGUGAGCCACCUGACCCUCUAUGAUAUUGCGCACACACCUGGGGUGGCCGCGGAUCUGAGCCACAUUGAGACCAGAGCCACUGUGAAAGGCUACCUCGGACCCGAGCAGCUGCCAGACUGCCUGAAAGGUUGUGACGUUGUGGUCAUUCCAGCUGGAGUCCCCAGAAAACCAGGCAUGACACGGGAUGACCUGUUCAACACCAACGCCACGAUUGUGGCCACCCUGACUGCUGCCUGUGCCCAGCAUUGUCCCGAAGCCAUGAUCUGCAUCAUUGCCAACCCGGUUAACUCCACCAUCCCCAUCACAGCGGAAGUUUUCAAGAAACAUGGAGUGUACAACCCCAACAAGAUCUUCGGUGUGACAACCCUGGACAUUGUCAGAGCCAACACUUUUGUGGCAGAGCUGAAGGGUUUGGAUCCAGCUCGGGUCAACGUUCCUGUCAUUGGUGGCCACGCUGGGAAGACCAUCAUUCCCCUGAUCUCCCAGUGCACCCCCAAAGUGGACUUUCCCCAAGACCAGCUGGCAACACUCAGCGGGCGGAUCCAGGAGGCUGGCACAGAGGUGGUGAAGGCCAAGGCUGGAGCAGGCUCUGCCACCCUGUCCAUGGCAUACGCCGGUGCCCGCUUUGUCUUCUCCAUUGUGGACGCGAUGAACGGGAAGGAAGGAGUUGUCGAGUGCUCCUUUGUUCAGUCAAAGGAAACAGAGUGCACCUACUUCUCCACACCCUUGCUGCUGGGGAAAAAUGGCCUGGAGAAGAACCUGGGCAUCGGCAAGAUCUCCGCCUUCGAAGAGAAGAUGAUUGCUGAAGCCAUUCCUGAGCUGAAAGCCUCCAUCAAGAAAGGGGAAGACUUUGUCAAGAGCAUGAAAUGAGGCGCAGUCUAUGAACAGCCAGGUUCUUAACUUAUGAAGGCCUCAUGUCACUUGUCGAGCCAUUUCAGAAACCUUUGUAUUUUAAUUUGCUUUGAUGAGAUGGGUAUUGUAUCAACAUUAUUACCAUCUUUCCAACUGUUGGCACGACAAUAAAAGUAAACUGAUUUUCUUU
This is a messenger RNA of Fukomys damarensis (Damara mole-rat), 1333 nucleotides long. It is a transcript of the gene Mdh2, whose product is annotated as malate dehydrogenase 2. Gene Ontology annotation, molecular function: L-malate dehydrogenase (NAD+) activity. Gene Ontology annotation, biological process: malate metabolic process; tricarboxylic acid cycle. Lineage: Eukaryota; Metazoa; Chordata; Mammalia; Rodentia; Bathyergidae. The record is from RefSeq and is a predicted model, not a curated record. The transcript has 9 exons. Gene Ontology annotation, cellular component: cytoplasm; mitochondrion. Bases 145 to 1161 code for a protein of 338 amino acids.